CAAACCAAGUCAGGUCAUCUCUCCGGCUGCUCCCCUCUCAAAGUGUCCACUUGAUCCGUGACUGGCUGCGGAAAGAAGGGGAAAGCGCUCGCCAGAGAAAGCCAAAGAGAGGGACAGCGCCAUGCUGAGGAACUCCACGCACAGAGGUAUGCAUCCGGGAGAGGAGGCGAGGAUGCGAGGCGGGAGUAGCGUGGCGCGGGAGAGGAGACACCUUGCCCUGCGCAUCAACAACCAGGACGAAGUAAAGCGAUAUCAUCGCUACUGCAAUCACAGCGGAGGAGGGCAAACGACUCCCAAGAUGGAGAGCUUCCCCCAGAGGAGCGAGGUGGAGGCAGACAACAGGCCUCAUCGCCGCGGGCAACAGCAGCCCCACCUGGAAAUCAAAGCUAUUGUCAUCCAGCGCGCAUGGCGUGCCAGCGUGUCUCGUCGAGGGAGCUGGCAGGAACAUGACAAGAACGGAAGCGGCCAGAGUCCCGACGACACCGUCACGACCACCGACCUUUUCCCGGAGCAGCUCAAGAGUCUCCAGAGUGGCUUCAAGCAAACAAAUGGCGGCAGGUUCCAGCUGCAGACCGAGGACCUGCUGGUGGACCAAGACGACAACAUCAACAUGAACGUGCCGCCCUUUGAGACCAAAGUUUUGAUUAUCCAACGCGCCUGGCGUGACUUCCUCCAGAGACAAGAAGCGGACAAGAGGAGCCCCUCCCCGUCCUCGCUGUCUUCGUCGGACAAGAUGAGCAUGUCCAUCAGCAUGGCCACCCUCUCUGAUGGCAGCACCCCGGACUACCGGGAGGAUGGCAUGGACCUGGGGAGCGACGCGUCCAGUCGCUCCAGCUCAGAGUCCAACUCCAACAAAGUUACUCCCUGCUCUCCUUCUCCUGACCUGCCCACGCUGGAUGACUACAAGUCGUCCCCAUCUCUGGACCUUGUCACCCUUGAGGACUAUGAGGAAGACGAGGACUACCAAGAGUAUAAGAAGAAGGUGAUGGAGGAGUGGGAGAGCGAGUACGGGGACGACUGCGCUUCUCCGCAGGCUCCCGGUCAGGAGGAAGGCGGAGGUGGUGUGGAAAGACAGGAGGAGGUCAGCGAGGGCUACAGGAAGAGCAGCCGCGGCCUGGGCCAAGAAUUGCAGGAUGUGAAGUCUGUUCCGCCGCUCCCGGCCACCACCAACGCCGCCGUCCCCGAGGAACUUAAACAAAAUGGGAAUGUGAUUCUGCCUGGCAGUAACCCGCUCCACUCCCCUGGUACACCACAGGGGGGACUCACAGGGACUUCCAAGCCCAGGUACAAAAGCUUCAGCCAAGGCAGGGGGAGCCGCAGCACCGGCGGGGGCGGCGGAGGUGGUGUUGGGACUGUGGGACGGAUGGGAGCUUACAGAGAAGAGGAAAAUAUAGAGGAAGAGACUCUGCCCACCAUGGACUGGGCAGCCCUGGAGAGGCACCUGGCGGGGCUGCAAUGCAGAGAACAGCAGAACCAGAACCUCAAUUACAACCAGAACCACAUCGUCGGCAAAACUUGCUACACCUCAGCCCAAAAGAAUGAGAGGGAGUCUAUUAGGCAGAAGUUGGCCCUGGGCAGUUUCUUCGACGAUGGACCGGGCAUCUACACCAGCUGCAGCAAGAGCGGCAAACCGAGCCUGUCGUCACGGCUGCAGAGCGGCAUGAACCUCCAGAUCUGCUUCGUCAACGACAGCGGUAGCGACAAGGACAGCGAUGCGGACGACAGCAAGACGGAGACCAGUCUGGACACGCCCCUGUCUCCCAUGUCCAAGCAGAGUUCAUCCUACUCGGACCGGGACACCACUGAGGAGGACUCCGAGUCCCUGGAGGACAUGGACUUCCUGAGUCGGCAGAAGAAGCUCCAGGCGGAGGCCAAGCUUGCGUUGGCCAUGGCCAAGCCCAUGGCCAAGAUGCAGGUGGAGGUGGAGAAACAGAACCGGAAAAAGUCACCUGUGGUGGAUCUGCUCCCACACAUGCCUCACAUCAGUGAAUGUCUCAUGAAAAGAAGCCUGAAGCCCACCGACCUGAGGGACAUGACGCUUGGACAACUCCAGGUCAUCGUGAACGAUCUGCACUCCCAGAUUGAAAGUCUGAACGAGGAGUUGGUCCAGCUACUGGUGGUCAGAGACGAGCUCCACAUGGAACAAGAUGCCAUGCUGGUUGACAUCGAAGACCUCACCAGGCAUGCUGAGAGCCAGCAGAAACAUCUGGCUGAGAAGACCCUCUCCAAAUAAGAAGCAUUUUUGCUCCACCUUCACCGCCACCACUUGCCCGCCCUCCGCCGCCUGAACCAAACCAAGUCCCUCGCCGAACCGUCACGCCUCCAUCUCGUUCCAAAUCUGCCCGCUUGUCUCCUUCGCUGCUUUCCCGCACUCCUGAGCCCCCAGCACAGAAGACCGCCACCAUCCUUCACCCGCUUGUGUGGCAUCAUCCGGGCGAAUGCGUCUUACUUCCCCCGAAGAGACGAGAGAGGAAAGGGAUUGUGUAUUGUCAUGGUUUCUGUCCCAGCUUCCUGUGCUUCGCUCUCCUUUCCUUACAACUUUCUACAUUCGCCACUAAAUUAUUACUGUCAAAUGCAAAAAUUGUGGGAAAAAAAAGUCAAGUUAUAGUGAAAACUUUAGUAGAAAGUCAGUCUUAAGAUUAAAAAAAGAGAAACAACACUGUAUAAAAAAAAAGAAAAAAAAGAUUGCUAAUUAUCUCGAAGCAUUUUAAGUUGGACUGUAAAGUAUCUCAACCUGUUUUUAUUCUGCACAAAUGGUAGUUUUCAACUGAGAAAUGUUUAUUUGAAGGUGCUAAAAGAGUGUAAAGGAAACAUGCCUGCCUUGUAGUGGAGUCGUAGCUUUUGGUAAAUACAUUCACUCAAAUUGCUCUUCAACAUUUUGUAAAUGUUGAUUUUUUUUCCGACACGAGUCAUUUUCCAAAAGAAUCGGUGUGUUAAUAUCGUUCAUCCUACUGUGUUCAGAAACUUUAUUUGAAGGAAGAACAUGUUCAUGUACAGAUAUGUAAAAUAAAGAAUAAACUUUGUUUUCUA
Messenger RNA from Syngnathus acus (greater pipefish), 3030 nucleotides. It is a transcript of the gene schip1, whose product is annotated as schwannomin interacting protein 1. Gene Ontology annotation, cellular component: cell junction; plasma membrane. The transcript has 15 exons. Bases 122 to 2233 code for a protein of 703 amino acids. Gene Ontology annotation, biological process: positive regulation of hippo signaling. NCBI's taxonomy places the organism in Eukaryota, Metazoa, Chordata, Actinopteri, Syngnathiformes, Syngnathidae. The record is from RefSeq and is a predicted model, not a curated record.